AAGCGGAAGUGCGUGCCCGGGACGCGCGAGGGGACGCACUCAUGGGGGGUCCAGGGGGGAAGAUCAACCGGCCUCGAACGGAGCUGAAGAAGAAGCUGUUCAAGCGCCGGCGGGUGUUGAACCGGGAGAAGCGACUGAGGCAUCAGGUGGUCGGGGCUGUGAUAGACGAAGGGCUGAUCACACGGCAUCACCUCAAGAAGCGGGCAUCCAGUGCACGUGCCAAUAUUACUCUGUCAGGGAAGAAACGCAGAAAACUCCUGCAGCAGAUCCGGCUUGCCCAGAAAGAGAAGGCAGCAAUGGAAGUGGAAGUCCCUUCAAAACCAGCCAGGACUAGUGAUCCACAGCCCAAACGACAAAAGAAGAUUAAACCCCCUCAGGAUAUAGACAUGGAGAAUCUUGAGGAUGAGAGCUAAGGUUCUUAUUUCUUCCACCAGAUUUUCAACUGGAGCCAACAGGAUUGUGGUUGUUCAGAGUUUUUUGGCGAAAGCGUUACCUGCUUUCACUCAUCCCAGUUCCUCCUACAUAAUGGCUACUGACUUCUACUGGAGGGAUAUAUUGGGAGGGAAGAGGGUAUAAAAGAAAGAUUUGAGGAGGGCCCAACUCCCAUUUAUGAUUAAUCCCUAGAGCUUUGACUGACGUGUGAUAAAGUCUAAGGAUGGAGGGUGGGUCAUGAAAAGAGUUCUGUGGGUAUGGAUGGAGGCAGUCUACAAACAGAACCCACAGAGCUUGAUUGAGCAAAAAUAAUGAGAAGUAGUCUCUGGCAACCUGGUUUCUUCUGUCUCUUUCCAUUUCUGACAAUAAUAGAGAUAUUGUAGGAAUGACAAGGGGUUAAAGAUCCUGAUCCCAAUCUUGCCUUGGUGCCUGUGUGAUCAGGAUGGGCAAGUCACUUCAUGUUUGUACUGUUUCCUUUGCUAGAUUAUGUUUUUAAUAAAAUAAAUGCCAAACAUAUAUAUA
Urocitellus parryii (Arctic ground squirrel) is the source of this 954-nucleotide messenger RNA. It is a transcript of the gene C4H11orf98, whose product is annotated as chromosome 4 C11orf98 homolog. The record is from RefSeq and is a predicted model, not a curated record. NCBI's taxonomy places the organism in Eukaryota, Metazoa, Chordata, Mammalia, Rodentia, Sciuridae.